This is a messenger RNA of Ctenocephalides felis (cat flea), 2771 nucleotides long. RefSeq names its product tyrosine-protein kinase Btk29A-like. Gene Ontology annotation, biological process: peptidyl-tyrosine autophosphorylation. NCBI's taxonomy places the organism in Eukaryota, Metazoa, Arthropoda, Insecta, Siphonaptera, Pulicidae. Gene Ontology annotation, molecular function: ATP binding; protein binding; non-membrane spanning protein tyrosine kinase activity. The record is from RefSeq and is a predicted model, not a curated record. The transcript is spliced from 11 exons. The coding region runs from base 299 to 1717 and encodes 472 amino acids.
GGCGCUGACAUCUCACGGCGGUCCCUCAAACUCUUCCUCUCACAACGGCACAACCAGUGCUGCCAACAGCACUACAGCGUCUUCCGCCGUUAACAACGGCGCCCACAGUCCCUCUGCAACGGGCGUUGUCACCACCAGCGGUCACCACAAGGACAGCAGUCCCAACGGCAAACACAGCAAUGGACACGGCGCUGUGGUCGCUGGUUUGAGUCUGAAUCCGGCAGCCGGUGCCGGAAGUGUUGGUAAUACAGGGAGUGGCGCACACGGAUUGGUUGUUUCGCAGAGACCAGUUGGAGCCAUGGCGCCCGGGACGCCGAGUGCCAAAACUAAGGACAAGAUUAUGCUUCGUGCCAAAGUGGUUGUGGCUUUGUAUCCAUUCAAAGCUAUUGAAGGAGGAGAUUUGUCAUUAGAAAAGGGGGCAGAGUAUGAAGUAGUAGAUGACUCGCAAGAACAUUGGUGGAAAGUUAAAGAUAAUGCUGGUAACAUUGGAUACAUCCCGAGCAACUAUGUUAAAGAAAAGGAGCUGCUCGGUUUACAAAAAUAUGAGUGGUAUGUUGGAGACAUGUCCAGGCAACGAGCAGAAUCGUUACUCAAACAAGAAGACAAAGAAGGUUGUUUUGUUGUAAGAAACUCUUCGACUAAAGGCCUCUAUACACUCUCGCUUUAUACCAAAGUUCCACACCCCCACGUCAAACAUUAUCACAUCAAACAGCAGCAGCCAAACAAAUCGGGCAGUGGAGGAGGUGCAGGAGGUGAAUUAUAUUAUCUCUCUGAAAAACAUUGUUGUGCAAGCAUCCCAGAAUUGGUGAAUUAUCAUCGGCACAACAGUGGAGGACUGGCGAGCCGACUUAAGGCGUCGCCUUGCGAUAGACCAGCACCACCUACUGCUGGUCUCAGUCAUGAUAAAUGGGAAAUUGAUCCAGCAGAGCUGAUGUUGCUUGAAGAAUUAGGUUCUGGUCAAUUUGGCGUUGUCCGUAAAGGUAAAUGGCGCGGAUCUAUCGAUACCGCUGUUAAAAUGAUGAAAGAAGGAACAAUGUCUGAAGAUGACUUCAUUGAAGAAGCCAAAGUCAUGACUAAAUUGCAACAUCAGAACCUAGUGCAACUGUACGGAGUGUGCACAAAGCACCGUCCAAUUUAUAUUGUGACAGAAUACAUGCGUCAUGGUUCCUUGCUCAACCAUUUGAGACGUCACGAACUUGCUCUGGCUGGAAACAGUGCCAUGUUGCUUGAUAUGUGCAUACAGAUUUGCAAAGGUAUGUCCUACCUAGAACGGCACAAUUAUAUCCAUCGCGACUUGGCUGCUCGUAACUGUCUCGUUGGUUCUGAAAAUACAGUAAAAGUAGCAGAUUUUGGUUUAGCUCGUUACGUUUUGGAUGACCAGUAUACGUCAUCAGGUGGUACCAAGUUCCCUAUAAAAUGGGCGCCUCCUGAAGUUCUUAAUUACACCAGGUUUAGCUCCAAGAGUGAUGUGUGGGCUUAUGGAGUCUUGAUGUGGGAAGUCUUUACUUGUGGAAAGAUGCCUUAUGGUCGUUUGAAGAAUACCGAAGUCGUAGAACGUGUACAACGUGGAAUUGUUCUUGAGAGACCUAAAGGCUGUGCGAAAGAAGUUUAUGAAAUAAUGCGCGCCUGCUGGUCCCACAGCCCAGACGAUCGUCCAUCAUUCAGAUCGUUGAAAGAACAAUUACAUUCUGUCUCUCAAAACCUCAUGCAAGAUUGACUGAUUGACAGCUCCAACUUCAACAUUCCGUCUCAACAGUACACAUUGCAAGAUCUAUCUUUGCUGUCAAAAAAAUUAAAACGACUUUUAGAAUCUCAGAAGCAUCAGCAACUCCAAAGCAACUCUAUUCGACAGCAGCAAUCUGUAAAAACGUCUCGGAGAAGUUUUGCUCAACAAGAUCUGUCGGCGAAUUGGAAUAAAAAAGUGUCAAAUUUAUUAGCGAUAUGCCAGAACUUAGAUGGAAUGAUUACUUACGAUGUGAGGAGUCCGAAAAUUAGUCAAAUGGCACAUGUGGAAAGAAGCGAGGUAAAGGAUGGUAAUAGUAGUAAGUUUAAUAGGUUUGGUACGAUUUUAAGGAAAAGUUUUACUUUGGGGCAUAACAAAAAGAAAUGUAAACACGAUAGUUCAAGCGACGCAAAAAGUCAAACUUUAAACAGUAAAAAGAGUUCUAAACACAAAUCUAAACCAAAAGUCAUUCCAGACGUGACCGACGAAAUUAAUACAGACUUACAAGAAUACAGCGUUCCAGAUUUCCAAUCCAUUCAAUCCGGUUCUAGCAAAAACAGUCUGUGUGAAAAUUCUUUCCACCCAAAACACAAUUUCAAACACCAACGUUCAGAUGAAUCUUAUUCUUUAACUUGUCUGCAACCUCCUCAGGUUAGUAGAACCCCCACAAAUUUAUCAAACACUAAUCGAGCUUUAUCCAAAAGCACGGACACCAAAUUCUGUCCAAACGAAUUAUUGGUCUCGGAAGAAGUGGUGGAUUAUUUAAACGAAGUGAUCAAAUCGAAACAUAAGAAUAAGCAUUCGAAAAUGGCGAAAAGCUCGGAGCACAUUGAUUGUAUUCUGUGUGAUAUUAUAGGAUUAAGGGGCGCUUCGUGCAAGGGCGGUUUAAAUGAGGGUAAGCUGCAAUAAUUGAUAAAGGAUAUUUGAUAUGUGUGAGCCCGCUGGGAUAAAUAAUAGGUUUAAGGUUAGAUUUAGAAAUGGGAUGUGUGUUUUUAUUUUGGGACGAGGGGAAAGUGUUAAAGGGCACUUGCAAAAUACUUGAUACUUA